Fusarium proliferatum ET1 is the source of this 1194-nucleotide messenger RNA. RefSeq lists its product as uncharacterized. Bases 1 to 1194 code for a protein of 397 amino acids. The record is from RefSeq and is a predicted model, not a curated record. Lineage: Eukaryota; Fungi; Ascomycota; Sordariomycetes; Hypocreales; Nectriaceae. The transcript has a single exon.
AUGGUCGCCAUUCGCUCCUUUCUUAUGCUCUCUGCCGCGGUCGGCAUCGCGUCUGCUGGAAAAUGCAAGCCUGAAAGCCAUUCAAGCUCCAUCGUGUCGGUGGCCAGCAGCACUGUUUCUGCCAGCGACACCGCCUCGUCAACUGCUUCCGCCUCGGCUACGCUCAUCGAGUCUACUACCACUCUGGCUGAUACCACCAUGAAAACGAGCAUUACCGACUCUGCUACUAAGACUGCUUCCAGCGACACUGCCUCAACAAGCGCUUCGGGCUCAGCCACGGCCAUCGAGUCGUCUACUACUCUCGCUGAUACCACCACCCAAACGAGCCUUGCGAGGUCUACUACAGAGACUGCUUCCAGUGGCACCGCCUCAGUCGAGUCUUCUACUACUCUGGGCGACACCAUCACCACGGAAACGACUGUUGCGGAGUCUACUACUGAGACGGUUUCCAGCGCCACCUCUGCCGAUGACAGCACAACCGAGUCGAAGCCCACUACUUUCCUCACUUCUUUCACCACGUCGAAUGCAGACACCACCACCGAAGCUGCAACCACCACGACAGCUGCCGCCGGUCCCGUCGUCACCUGUCCCUCAGAGGUGGACCAGUGCCUAGGUACCAUGGAGAUCCAAUGUGACGUGAUUCUCUCGGGGUUGUCUGGCCCUAUCACCCUCCCGACUCUGAACGAAUGUGCCCAGGCCUGCAACUCCGACACUUCUUGCUUGGCCUUUACUUAUUCGGCGGAUUUGCAGUCAUGCUUCAAGGUCACUGCUUCUGAUUCCUACGCUGCCGUUUCUUUGGAUGGCUGGGCAUCUGGCAUCAAGGGAACAUGCGGUCAAAGCCCUGAACCCAGCAGCACCGUCAUUACAACCACGGCCGAAACCACUACCACCGAAGCGGCAACGACGACAACCACACUGGCACCAGCCGGUCCUACCUGUCCAUCAACGUCUGAGCAAUGCGCGGGCAGCGCAGAGGUACUGUGCGAUGUACAGCUCGAUUGGUUGCAGCUCGCGGGAAUCUCCAAUGACAUUCUCGAGUGCGCCUCGUUCUGCGAUGAAGAUGAUGAAUGCGCCGGCUUCUCCCGCAUUCGCUCGAGUGGAGCAUGCUUCAAGGCCAUCCCUGACGAGGGUGCCGUCACCCAGACGGACAAAGCAGGAUGGGACAGUGGCAUCAAGUAUACCUGCGCCAGUUAG